UCGCUGUCUCCCAGAAAUCAGGCUCAGCGGUUUGCCGUGCACCGUAAUGCUGGGAAGUCUGGACCGAGCCCUGAUGGUGUGAGAGCGAGAGCAGGGGAAGCCCAUCAGAUUCAAUUGCAAUCUGGGGUACAAUUCAUUUUCUUUUUUCCUCUCGACCCCCAUUCAUCUCUGUCCUCCUUGUCCUCCCCCUUCGCCAGCUCUCUCUUCCCUCGCCAAACUCCACUGCACGGAGCUGAAGAUCAAGGCUGGUGGAUUUAUCAACAUUUUACCACCACCCCCACCCCUUUUUCCAGAUGCACCUCCCCACUCACCCUGACAGCUGCAAAAGAGAGCACAGGUUUUUUAGCAAGCAAGGCAAGUUGGACUGACAUGCAAAGGAGAACCCCCCCAUAUGCGUGCACGCACACACACACGCGCACACACACACACACACACACACACCGUCAGUGAUUAACCACGAGAUGCAAUGAGCUCCCUUUAGGAACCGGAAGGAUUUGUAUUGGGGAGCAAGCAGAGCCCCCCAAACCCUCCAAAAAAGUCAGCAAAGCAACCAGAAGGGGUUCUCGGCCUUUUUGGAUCUACACAGUGGAAGUUGCAUCUUGUGUAUGGCGUGGUUAAGCUUGCAGCCUCUCACCUCGGCCUUCCUCCAUUUUGGGCUGGUUACUUUUGUGCUGUUUUUGCAUGGUUUGCAGGUGGAUGCUGGCCUGACGGGAGACUCAACCAGUUCAGUACAAAACAGUUCGUGUUCAGGAUCUUUUGACUGCAAGGAGGGUGUUAUCCUGCCAAUAUGGUACCCAGAAAACCCAUCUCUUGGGGACAAAAUUGCCCGGGUUAUUGUAUACUUUGUAGCACUGAUCUACAUGUUCCUUGGAGUCUCCAUCAUUGCAGAUCGUUUCAUGGCAUCUAUAGAGGUCAUUACAUCACAAGAGAAAGAAAUCACAAUUAAGAAACCCAAUGGAGAGACCACAACAACCACCAUUCGGAUCUGGAAUGAAACUGUUUCCAACUUGACCCUCAUGGCUCUGGGCUCCUCUGCUCCUGAGAUCCUUCUGUCGCUGAUAGAAGUAUGUGGGCAUGGAUUCAUAGCUGGAGACCUGGGGCCUUCCACGAUUGUUGGCAGUGCUGCUUUCAAUAUGUUUAUCAUCAUUGCCAUCUGUGUCUAUGUGAUCCCUGAUGGGGAAACCAGAAAGAUAAAACACCUGAGGGUUUUCUUUGUCACAGCUGCAUGGAGCAUUUUUGCUUACAUUUGGUUGUACAUGAUCCUUGCUGUCUUUUCUCCAGGUGUCGUUCAGGUCUGGGAAGGUCUGCUCACACUUUUCUUCUUUCCACUUUGUGUCCUUCUGGCUUGGAUAGCAGAUAAACGUCUGCUUUUCUAUAAGUAUAUGCACAAAAAGUACCGUACUGACAAGCACAGGGGCAUUAUCAUAGAAUCAGAAGGUGAUCACCCUAAGGGAAUUGAGAUGGAUGGCAAGAUGAUGAACUCCCACUUUUUGGAUGGAAACCUAGUGACUGUGGAGGGGAAGGAGGUAGAUGAAUCUCGCAAAGAGAUGAUUCGGAUCCUUAAGGACCUGAAGCAGAAGCACCCGGAAAAGGACUUGGACCAGCUGGUAGAAAUGGCUAACUACUACGCCUUGUCUCAUCAGCAAAAGAGCAGAGCUUUUUAUCGCAUUCAGGCUACCAGAAUGAUGACUGGAGCUGGAAAUAUUCUGAAGAAACAUGCAGCUGAGCAAGCCAAGAAGAGCACCAGCUUGCAUGAGGUGCGGCCGGAUGAGCCUGAAGAAUUCAUCUCCAAAAUUUAUUUUGACCCGUGUUCCUACCAGUGUCUUGAGAACUGUGGUGCCGUUCUCCUGACAGUGGUGCGGAAGGGAGGGGACAUGUCCAAGACCAUCUAUGUGGACUAUAAAACGGAGGAUGGCUCUGCCAAUGCUGGUGCCGACUAUGAGUUCACAGAGGGGACUGUUGUCCUGAAAUCAGGGGAGACCCAGAAGGAGUUCUCUGUGGGCAUUAUUGAUGAUGACAUCUUUGAGGAGGAUGAGCAUUUCUUUGUGCGGCUCAGUAACAUCCGUGUGGUGGAGAGUGAGGAGCCUCCAGAGCUCAGUAACUCCCCGUACCCAAAGGCCAUACUGGCCUCUCCUUGUGUGGCCACAGUGACUAUUCUGGAUGAUGACCAUGCCGGCAUCUUCACAUUUGAGUGUGAUGUUAUACAUGUCAGUGAGAGCAUUGGUGUGAUGGAAGUCAAAGUCCUAAGGACAUCAGGUGCUCGGGGUACAGUCAUAGUGCCAUAUAGGACAGUAGAAGGGACAGCGAAAGGAGGUGGAGAGGAUUUUGAAGACACCUAUGGGGAGCUGGAGUUCAAGAAUGAUGAAACUGUCAAAACAAUUCACAUCAAGGUAAUUGAUGAUGAGGAGUAUGAAAAAAACAAGAAUUUCUUCAUUGAGCUGAUGAGCCCACGCAUGGUGGAUAUGAGUUUACAGAAAGCUCUACUGCUCACUCAAGAAGUGGCUGACAGGAAGCUAACGGUUGAAGAGGAGGAGGCCAAGAGGAUUGCAGAGAUGGGCAAACCCAUACUUGGCGAGCAUCCCAAACUAGAAGUCAUCAUUGAGGAGUCCUAUGAGUUCAAGAGCACCGUGGACAAGCUGAUUAAGAAGACAAACCUGGCUCUGGUUGUAGGGACACAUUCCUGGAGGGACCAGUUCAUGGAGGCCAUUACCGUCAGCGCAGCGGGCGAUGAAGACGAGGAUGAGUCUGGCGAGGAACGCCUGCCAUCCUGCUUUGACUACGUGAUGCACUUCCUGACUGUCUUCUGGAAGGUGCUGUUUGCCUGUGUGCCCCCCACGGAGUAUUGCAAUGGCUGGGCCUGCUUCGUCGUUUCCAUCCUGAUCAUCGGCAUGCUCACUGCGGUCAUCGGAGACCUUGCCUCCCACUUUGGCUGCACCAUCGGCCUCAAGGACUCGGUGACCGCUGUCGUGUUUGUAGCCUUCGGCACUUCCGUACCAGACACUUUUGCCAGCAAAGCAGCAGCCAUCCAGGACGUGUACGCCGACGCAUCCAUCGGCAACGUCACGGGCAGCAACGCGGUCAACGUCUUCCUGGGCAUCGGGCUGGCGUGGUCAGUGGCGGCGAUCUACUGGGCCUCGCAGGGGCAGGAGUUCCAGGUGUCGGCGGGCACCCUGGCCUUCUCCGUCACCCUCUUCACCAUCUUCGCGUUCAUCUGCAUCAGUGUCCUGCUCUACCGCCGACGGCCGCACCUCGGAGGGGAGUUGGGCGGCCCCCGGGGCUGCAAACUGGCCACAACGUUGCUCUUUGUGAGCUUGUGGCUACUGUACAUCCUCUUCGCCACCCUGGAGGCCUACUGCUACAUCAAGGGGUUUUAGGCAGUGGAAGGACGGUGCCGCCAGGGGGAGGCAUCCCCCUCCUCCGUUACCUCACUGGACACCAGUCCUCAAAGCGCAGUUUCACCAGAAAGGACAGCUGUCAGUCAGGUACCGCCAUUGCCCAAACAGCAGGACCGCUGGGCGUGGAGAAGGGCAAAAACCAUCACAGGACAAACAAACAAACAAAACCCUUCCAAAAUCAAACAAAAGCCAAGAAUGCAACAAAGGCAAGUAUUCAAACAAAACAAGUCAAAACAAACCCAUCCACUGACCCCAUUCGAUGAAAUUCAGAAAUUUCAGCCACCUUCAAAGGUCACAUCUUCUGUAGGUUCUUGCUUCCUUUUUUUCCUGAAAACCCCUUCAUUAUAAGGAUACAUAAUCUUUUUUUUUUUUAAUACUCUUUGGGAAUUGCAAAAUGCAAAAUCCAGUAUGAGCAGGAUUUUUUUUUUCUUUUGCUUAUUGCUCUUUGGUUUGGGAGGGGGCAUGUUAUUUUAUUUUUUUUUCUUUUUUAUUACUCUAAGAGGAAAAAUGUUAAAAAUUUAAAAUCAAAAGCUUCAAGCUGCCAUCAGUGCUGGAAUUGAACAUGUGUAUUUUUUUGAUGCCACAAAAAACUGUGCCACAGUGAAAGAACUUCACUAUUACCAUUUCUUCCCCCACCUCCUUGCAUUUCUUUCUUUUUUAAGAACAUCACAAGACUGAUAUAUUUUUAAUACAAACAUACACACACACGCACACACGCAGAGAGGACAAUUCAGUGAUGGAGGCUGGAGCAUGUAGCAUCUCAACCACCUGCCAGGGCUAAGAAAAAAGGAAGGGAAAAAAACAAAACCCAACCCUCUACUAUAAUAUGUAUCAUGUAUAUUUUGACUAUGGCAUUUCUCUUUGUAUAAUUAACUUUGAGCUUGUGGUACUGCAGGGAGAGAAAAAUCAUGUUAAUUUACAGAAGAUAAAGAAAUAAACAGAUACCCAGAAAUAGCCUGCCAUGUGGGGAAGAAAAGGGGCCCCAGGAAAGUAGCACAUGUUCCUUGUAAUCACAGUGUGGCUGCAUUUGAUCAGCUGCCGAGGGCAGUGGAGCAGUCCCUGGUCUUGAAAGUGAAAAUGAAGUCAUGUAAAUAACAUGUUGGGCUCAUGUACUGGUGCAAGCAAGACACCUCAAGGCAUAAGAUGUCUGAGAGUUUUUCUAAGCAUUAUGUUACCAAGUUGAAUUCAUUCUUAAAACACACGAGUUUGCAAAAGGGAAA
Struthio camelus australis is the source of this 4615-nucleotide messenger RNA. It is a transcript of the gene SLC8A3, whose product is annotated as solute carrier family 8 member A3. Gene Ontology annotation, molecular function: calcium:sodium antiporter activity. Gene Ontology annotation, cellular component: postsynapse; axon; sarcolemma. The record is from RefSeq and is a predicted model, not a curated record. NCBI's taxonomy places the organism in Eukaryota, Metazoa, Chordata, Aves, Struthioniformes, Struthionidae. Gene Ontology annotation, biological process: cell communication; sodium ion transmembrane transport; calcium ion import across plasma membrane.